Papaver somniferum (opium poppy) is the source of this 894-nucleotide messenger RNA. RefSeq names its product surfeit locus protein 6 homolog. The record is from RefSeq and is a predicted model, not a curated record. NCBI's taxonomy places the organism in Eukaryota, Viridiplantae, Streptophyta, Magnoliopsida, Ranunculales, Papaveraceae. The coding region runs from base 1 to 894 and encodes 297 amino acids. The transcript has 4 exons.
AUGAAGACUAACAAGGAAACAAUAAAGAAAAAGCUGGUCAGGGAGUUGGCCAUAAAGAUGAAAAACAAACAGUCCAAAACUGAUAAAGGUUCUCCAUCUGCAGAACCAUCCCUUCCACCUGAAAGUAGGCGAUCAUCACCAAGGAACAAGAAGUUUGCGAUAAAGAUGAAAAACAAGCAGAACACUCAACAGUCCCCAACUGAAAGUGCUUCACUCACUUCAAAGCUGCAAACCCCGACUCAAACCAAGUCCGCAGAACCAUCUCUUUCACCUGGAAGUAGGCGAUCAUCACAAAGGAACAAGAAGUUAGAACCAAGUGUUGUUUCUUCUCUAACUAAAUGUGCAACAACUCCAAAGCGUCGUCGACAACCUGAAAGUGCUAAAAUGUCAUCACCAACUACAAAGAGACAGGCUACUAGGAAGAAGAAUGUGCAAUCUGAAAGUGCUCAACAUUCACAGACCACAACUACAAAGUCCCAAUCAAAAAGCUCUGAAGGAGAUACUGAAAAAUCUGGAGUGGGGCGAAAGAAUGUAAAGCGGAAACUUGACACAAGCAGCACAGGCCCAUGUCUGAAUGUUCAACUUAGGGAUCCACACGACACUCUCGCAGAUUUUCAAGAUGAAGAAGAAGAGGAAGAGGAGGAGGAAGUGGAAGAGGAUAACUCUGAUCAUGUGGAGCCUGAUGUGGAAGAAGAGAAUGAUAAUGAUUCUGCUGAUCCGAAAAGAACAAUUUCCUUCAACGCUAAUGAACAACCGAUUGGUGAUCCAUCUGUGCAACUUGCCAGUGUGCUAGGGGUGCUUGUUCGGAAACUUCCAUUAACGUACAAGGAUUGGAGACUUGUCCCUUAUGAAGCCAAAGAAAACAUAUGGAAGAUAGUCUCGGUUCGCAAUUGA